CGAGACCCUGUAUCCAAAACAAAACGAGAAGGCAUCGCGGCUCUGUAACACUCCGUCCAGCUCUCGCACUCUCAGGUGCAAACUUCCACACAAACUCCUCGGCUCGCCUUGUCCCGCGUGACUAGCAUAUCAAGCCUUCCGGGACACACCGUGCGAUGAUAUAUACGUAUAUACCCUUCUUGCCCUUGAAGGCCGGAAGUCGGUCUUACAGAUAAAAGCGAAACAGGAAGUCCCGCCCUUCUGUGGAAAGUAAAUGGUAGCUCGGAAGGGUCAAAAGAGUCCGCGGUUUCGCCGCGUGAAUUGCUUUUUGCGGUUGGGGAGGUCUACGCUUCUAGAGCUCGAGCCAGCGGGGCGACCCUGCAGUGGCAGGACUCGGCACCGCGCCCUCCACCGCCGGUUGGUGGCCUGCGUGACCGUUUCCUCCCGUCGACAUCGAAAGGAAGCCGGACGUGGGCGGGCAGAGAGCUUCAUCGCAGUAGGAAUGGCAGCCCCAUCUAUGAAGGAAAGACAGGUCUGCUGGGGGGCCCGGGAUGAGUACUGGAAGUGUUUAGAUGAGAACUUAGAGGAUGCUUCUCAAUGCAAGAAGUUAAGAAGCUCUUUCGAAUCAAGUUGUCCCCAACAGUGGAUAAAAUAUUUUGAUAAAAGAAGAGACUACUUAAAAUUCAAAGAAAAAUUUGAAGCAGGACAAUUUGAGCCUUCAGAAACAACUGCAAAAUCCUAGGCUGUUCAUAAAGAUUGAAAGUAUUCUUUCUGGACAUUAAAAAAGCUCCACUGACUAUGGAACAGUAAUAGUUUGAAUCAUAGUGAACAUCAAUACUUGUUCCCUGUAUACGACACUUGAUAAUUAAGAUGAUCAAGAACCAGAAGAUCUGUGAAGAAAUGAAAUAAAAUGGUAUUUAGUAAGAAAUCUCUAUUUUAAGAAAAAAAGUAAAACCUGUUAUAAACACA
This is a messenger RNA of Gorilla gorilla gorilla (western lowland gorilla), 948 nucleotides long. RefSeq names its product cytochrome c oxidase assembly factor 6 (gene COA6). The coding region runs from base 254 to 721 and encodes 155 amino acids. NCBI's taxonomy places the organism in Eukaryota, Metazoa, Chordata, Mammalia, Primates, Hominidae. The transcript is spliced from 3 exons. Gene Ontology annotation, cellular component: mitochondrion. Gene Ontology annotation, biological process: mitochondrial ATP synthesis coupled electron transport; respiratory chain complex IV assembly. The record is from RefSeq and is a predicted model, not a curated record.